GUGGUCAAUCAUCCAUGGGACAGACGCACUCCUCGAACAGCCACGAGGGACCAGGCUCGACCCUAACCCAGCCAGAGGAGAAGAAGGUAGAUUAUUACGAGCUGCUGCAGGUUGAACGAAAUGCAUCUGGCGACGAGAUAAAAAAGGCCUACAGAAGAAGGGCUCUAGAACUGCACCCGGAUAGAAAUUAUGGCAACGUGGAGGCUGCUACCAGGCUGUUCGCCGAAAUUCAAUCUGCGUACGAAGUUCUCUCGGACGCCCAGGAGCGUGCGUGGUAUGACUCGCACCGCGAUGUCUUCCUGGGAAGCGAUGGCAAACCAGAAGGGGCCGAUUAUUCGUACGAUACGCGGAUGACAACCUCCGAUGACGUUCUGAAAUUGUUUUCAAAAUUCAGUCCUCGGAUGGACUUUACAGACGCGCCAACCGGAUUUUACGGUGCCUUGCGUGAGACAUUUGCACGACUUGCCCUAGAGGAGACAAUGGCCUGUCGCUGGGAGAAUAUCACGUGCAUCCAGUAUCCUACAUUUGGGAACUGCGACGCCGACCCUGAAGAGGUCGUACGUCCAUUCUAUGCUGCCUGGGGCAGUUUUUCUACAAAAAAAUCAUUCGCCUGGAAAGAUGUCUACCGUUACUCCGAGGCACCAGAUCGUCGCGUUCGCAGGCUGAUGGAGAAGGAAAACAAGCGUCUUAGGGAAGAUGCUAUUCGGGAAUUCAAUGAAGCUGUCAGGUCGCUUGUAGCUUUUGUGAAGAAGCGCGAUCCCCGGUACAAGUCUAACGCACAGAAUGAAUCACAACGGCAGGAAUUCCUUCGUCAAUCAGCAGCUGCACAAGCAGCCAAAUCACGAGCAGCAAACCAGGCGAAACUUCGUGAUCAUGUGAUGCAAGAUUGGGCGAAGGCAGAAAGUUUGGGUGAGGAAUCUAGCGAUACAAGUGAGGACGAAGUUGAGUACUUUGAGUGCGUUGCGUGCCAUAAAACCUUCAAAAGUCAUAAUCAGUUCGAGGCCCACGAACGCAGCAAAAAACAUAUAAAAGCUGUGAAACAGCUACGCCGGGAGAUGAGAGCACAGAAUGAAGAGCUGGACCUUAAAGGAAAUGUUUCUAACCCCGAAGAGCCCCAGUGGGAUGAUUCUACGCGUAACAACCCACAGGAUGAUCUGGUGCACACUAUGGUGUCACCAGUGCAACAAACACCCGAUAGCGAGACAAGAAAUAGUAUCAGAACAGACAAAUAUACCUCUGAUACUAGUGUUGAAAUUAAACCCGAUGAAGGUUCUUUGACGCACACAGAUUGCCAUGGGGACUCUAUGCCAGAUCUCAGCGAGGCUGAUUAUGUACCUAGGAAGUGUGUUGAACAGCGAUUAGGUUCCCAAACCACGUUAUCCCAACAAACAGGAGAGAUGGAAUCACUAGACAGCCUGUCCCAACAGUUCUCAACGACUGAAAUAGAGGACUCGCAAACAAUUACACCAAAGGUGGGAAAGGCUAAACAAAAAUGUGCGAAAAAAGCCCAGCGUCAAUGA
Messenger RNA from Aspergillus nomiae NRRL 13137, 1520 nucleotides. Its product is annotated as putative C2H2 finger domain protein. The transcript is spliced from 2 exons. NCBI's taxonomy places the organism in Eukaryota, Fungi, Ascomycota, Eurotiomycetes, Eurotiales, Aspergillaceae. Gene Ontology annotation, molecular function: zinc ion binding; nucleic acid binding. Bases 15 to 1520 code for a protein of 501 amino acids. The record is from RefSeq and is a predicted model, not a curated record. Gene Ontology annotation, cellular component: cytoplasm.